Molecule: messenger RNA, 4842 nt
Organism: Alosa sapidissima (American shad)
Lineage: Eukaryota; Metazoa; Chordata; Actinopteri; Clupeiformes; Clupeidae
Product: trichohyalin-like
Exons: 6
Coding region: 189-4808 (1539 amino acids)
Source: RefSeq, a predicted model, not a curated record
CAGAAUAUGGAAACAGUCAGAUGUAUCAGAUAAGCACACUUGAAUGUGCAUACUUUUGUUGAGCAAGAAAAGUUCAGACUUUCUAUCGUUACAUUUUGGAGGACCAGAGAGGUGACCGACUGACUGUGGGGUUUCUCCCCCACACACUAUUGAUCCGAGGAGGUGGUCAUCCAAUACAUGAGGAGGUCAUGGAAACGGCUAACCCUGGUGCUAACAAUGCAUCUAGACAGGCAUCAAAGCCUAAGAAUUCGAAGCCCAAGAUAAGCAGGGCAAGGAAAGAAGACCAAGCUCACCCUGCUGCAAUAAGGGAGGAGGUUAGAGCACGAUGGCAAAAGCAGAGUGAGAUACGGCAGCAGGGUCGUGAGCGACUAUACGCUUACCUCAGUGAGGGUCUGAGGAAGAUGGAGACACAGGAGGCUGAGGAGGUGAAGGCCAGUCAGGCGACGGAAGACGUUGAGCAGAAGGAGAUGGCUAUGAGCUCUGAAAAGUGGAAAAGACAAGUGGAGAAGGAGCAAAAAGAGUUUGUGAGCGAGGUCAACACAAUCUUAGAGGAGCUCUCUCAGCGACACCUGGAUGAGACUGUGCCCGGACAUUUUCCAGUGACAGGUUCACACACCAAAGUGGGUGGAAGGAAAAUGGAGCUGGAAGCCAACAAUGCAAAAAGUAGACAAGAAAUGAACAGGCUGAGGCAGAGUAAAAGACAGUGUGAUGCAGAAAGAGAGAGAGAGAUGGAGAGGAAGAGAGAACGCAAGAGACUUCAGCAGGCAAGGCAAGAGACGCAGGUGGAUGAGGAGAGAGAAAUACAGAGGCAGAUGGACGUCAGGGCCAAACAGAAGGCAGAGAAACAGAGAGAGGUGGCAAUGAAGGAGCAGGAGUUAUCCCAUGACAUCAAACAACUGAAAGAUUUCAUUCAAAAGGUGUCAGAAACAGACAAGGAACUGCAUGAGAUGGCUCACAAAGAGUUGGAUAGACUGCGUAAACUUCAACUGUUCUACCAAAACAAGAAAAGGAAAGCUCUUGAGAGAAAACAACAAAUGCCAACAUUAAAAAUUGAGCAGAGGCAACAAAGAGAGAGGAAGGAGGAAGAGAUACAGACAAGAGAUAUAGAAAGACUGGUUGGCUUGGAUCGAACAGGGCUGUGGGGCAUUGGCCAGUCUUAUGGAUGUGCAGGUGAUGAAGGGAAGAGGGACAUGGAGAGGUUGAGAGCCAUUGAGCGAGCUCAGGAGCAAAAGCUACAGAUGGAAAGAUUGAAACAGGCUGAAGAAAGAAUUCUAGCAUUGGAGAGGGAAAGGGAGACACAUGCAAUUGAGCUGAGGUCAAGAAAUCAAGGUACCAAUAAGCAAGAAAUGGAGAUGAAUCAGCUCAAAACCCUAGAGAAAGAAAAGGAAAAGUUGGACAGAGACAACGAGAUACAGAGAGAAAGAGAACAAUUACAAAAACUGGAAUUGGAAACAGAAAGACAGAUACAGAAUAAAAGAUUGAGAGAGCUGGAAAGAGAAAGAGAGAGGUUGCAAAAGAUGGAGAGGCUGAAAGAAAUGCAGAGAGAAAGGGAAAGGCAUAUACAGAUGGAGAACCUGAAAGCAUCAGGAAGAGAGAAAGAGAUGAAGUUGGAAACAAGGGGGAAAUCGGUUCAUACAGGUACAGAGAGACAGACAGAACUAGAACCCCAAAAAGAAGUGGAUCUGAUAAAGCUAGAGAGAAUCAAAGAGUUGGAGAUGGAGAAACAGAAGCAGCAAGAGAUAGAACAGCUGAGCAAGCUAGAUAGAGAAAAACAAAAGCAGAAAGAGAUGGAUAGACUUAAAGAUUUGGAAAGAGAAAAGGCAAGACAGCAAGACAAUGAGAAAUUGGAAGGAAUCAAAAGACAGGAAGGACUGAAGAAGCAAUGGGAAGAAAAACAGAGAAAAGUGGAACAAGAAAUGGAGAGAAAACUUCUUCAAAAACAGAAAGAAAUGGAACAAGGUUUGAAUGGGAGACAGCAAAAGAUUGAGGAAGAGAGGCAGCAGAGAGAGAAGGAGAUGGAGCGUUUGAAAGAGAUGGAGAGAGAUAUCAAGAAGAAGGGAGAAAUGGAACUGAGGGAGAAAGAGGACACACUCAGACAGAUGGAACUGAAGCAACUGGACGAGUUGAACAAGAAAACCAAAGAAAAGGAAGAGUUGGAGAGAAAAUUCAAGGAGGAAGAGAGGUUGAAAGAGCAGGAGAGACAUACAGAGUUGGAGAGGGAGAAAGAGAGGCAGAAGGAGAUGGAAGAGCUGAAGAAGCUGAAGAAAGAGGAAGUGUUUGAGAGUCAGGAAAUAUUGAAGAAGCAGUGGGAAGUGAAACAGAAAAUGAUGGAAAAAGAAAUGGAGAAAAAGCAAAGAGAAAUGAAAAGAAAGUUUCAAGAAAAACAGAAAGAAAUGAAUCAAUGCUUGAGUGAAAGACCGCAAAGGAUUGAGGAGGAGAAGCAGCAGAGAGAGAAGAAGAUGGAGCGUUUGAAAGAGAUCGAGAGGGAUACCAAGAAAAAAGGAGAGAUGGAAUUGAUGGAGAAAGAGGACACACUCAGACAGAUGGAACUGAAGCAACUGGACGAGUUGAACAAGAAAACCAAAGAAAAAGUGUUGGAAAGAAAAGCCAAGGAGGAGAGGUUGAAAAAGCUGGAGAGAUCUAAAGAGUUAGAAAGGGAGACACAGAAGACAGAGAAAGAACAGCUAAAAGUGUUCAAGACAGAGGAAGAAACGCAGAAAGAGAUGGAUAGAUUGAACGAGUUGGAAAGAGAAAAGGCAAGAAAACAAGAUCAUGAGAAAUUGGAAGAGAUCAAGAGACAAGAAGAACUGAAAAAACAAUUGGAAGAUGAACAGAAAACAAUGGAAAAAGAAAUGUUGGAAAAGCACAGAGAAAUGGAAAGACAACUUCUUCAAAAACAGAAAGAAAUGGAACAAGGUUUGAAUGAGAGACAGCAAAAGAUUGAGGAGGAGAGGCAGCAAAGAGAGAAAGAGAUGGAGCGUUUAAAAGAGAUGGAGAGAGAUAUCAAGAAAAAGGGAGAGAUGGAACUGAGGGAGAAAGAGGACACACUCAGACAGAUGGAACUGGAGCAGCUGGAAGAGUUGAGCAAAAGGGCCAUGUUAAAUGAAAAUCAGAAAAAAGAUUUGGAUAGAAAAGCAAAAGACCAGAAGAGAGCAGAACAUCAAAGACAGAUGCAAAUGGAGGUGGAGAAGCAAAGAGAAAGAGAAAGAGUUUUGGAGGAGCAACAAAGGGAGGCAGAUGAGAAAAAACAUCAGCUGCAAUUACAAGAAGCUUCAGCAGCUGAAGAAAAGGAGAAACUCAAAGAAAUUGAGAAAACAAUGACAUUGAAAAAUAAAGAUAUGCUAAAACAGAUGGAGGAAAGCUGGAGAAAAACAGCCCGACAGAAGGAGGAGGAAUGGGAAGCAAAAUACAGAGAGAUAGAAAAACAGAGAGAACAGGUAGAAAAGGAUGCCAUCAAAGGGAAAGAAAUAUUACAAGAGCUAAGGAGGGAAGAACAGAGAAGACAGAUUCAAAUUGAAAAAGAAAAACAAAAAGAGAUAGAAAGACUGAUGGAUAUCCAAAGAAAGGAGAAUGAGGAGAGACAGAGAGAUGUGGAGAACAGAGAGUUGGCUAAAAAGAGACAAGAAAAAGAGGAGAACCUGAGGCAAAGCCGGAGUGAAGUAAAAGAAAAACUAAAGGAAUUGGAGUUACAGAAAGCUGUAGAAGCACAGAUGGAGAACAAGAUCAAGGACAUAGAAAGAAAGAUACAAGAUAAAAACACUGCUGAUUUAAAGCAAACAGAGGAAAAGUGGACAAAAGUAGCCCUGCAAAAGGAUGAUGAGUGGAAAGAGAAAUGCAGAGAGAUUGAAAAACAAAGAGAGGAGGUCGAAAAAGAGACAAAAACGAGGGAAGAACAGGUGAAACACCUUGAGCAGGAGAAAAAUCAAAGUCAGAUUCAAAUAGAAGAGGAGAGACAAAAUGAGAGAGAAAGGCUCCUAGAGAUCCAAAAAAUGGAGAUGGAGGGGAGCCUAAGAGAGAUGGAACAGAGAACAUUGGAAAUGGAGAAAAAAGAAGAGAAAAGACGUCAGUAUAUUGAGGGGAAAGAAAGAGAGAUGGAACAGAAAAUUCAGAGACAGAGGGAAGAGGAAAUGGAGAGAAAGAGACAAGAGGAAGAAAUGCAGAGACAAAAACAAGAGGAAGAAAUGCAGAGGCAAAGACAAGAGGAAGAAAUGCAGAGGCAAAGACAAGAGGAAAUGGAGAGUCAGACAAAGGAGGAAGAACAGGAGGACAAGGGAACAUUCUGGGAACAAACUGAUGAUGAGUGUAGUGAUGAGAGCAGUGAUGAGACUAAUGAUGAUGAGAGGGAAUCACAGGAUGAGACAAAUGGUCCGGUCCAAGAUAAGAGUAUGAGAAGGAGGUUCAUCGGAUGGGUCAACGGAAAGAUGAAAGAGCGAUACGAGACAAAAAUUGAGAGGACCAUCAUGAGAGAAGAGAAAGAAGGUGAAGAACCUUAUUUUCAUGUUUUCAAAGGAUACAUGACCCGGGCCAAAAGAGAGCAGGAGAAACGCAAGAGCCUAGUGGAUGCAGAGGCAAAAAGACAAAAUCUAGAGUCAUUCUGGCUUGAGUGGGAAAAAGAAAAGAAAGAGAAAAAGAUAAAGAGGAAAGAGCAGAAGAAAGAGGCCAGAAGCCAAGCCCAGUUGGCCCGCAUUCUCAAACUGAAUGAAGAGGCUGACAGGAACCUUGAUAAGUAUAAUGGCACUAAAAUAUACUCCUCCCAGAACAAACUCUUGAGGAAACAGAUGAUUGGCUGGGAUAGGAAAAGAAAAUAAGAUCACCUUUAUAUUAUUCUAAAUAUAUUAUUUG